Messenger RNA from Oncorhynchus gorbuscha (pink salmon), 1955 nucleotides. RefSeq names its product SLAM family member 5-like. Lineage: Eukaryota; Metazoa; Chordata; Actinopteri; Salmoniformes; Salmonidae. The record is from RefSeq and is a predicted model, not a curated record. Bases 100 to 918 code for a protein of 272 amino acids. The transcript is spliced from 5 exons.
UGGUCUGGUUGAGUCUAUUUUCUUCUCUGUACCAAGACAAGGUCACAUCUUUCUGGUUCUUUACAGAUCACACCACUGAACAACUCGAGCUUUAGAGAAAUGAACCAUUUGCUCGGAUGGAGAAGGCUCGCCAGACUGACGUUCAUUCUGCUAUAUUUCGUCAUUAAUGUACUCUGUGCUUCCCAGCAAACAGUCCAGUCUGAGACUCAGCAGGUGAAAGGCAUCGUGGGACAGUCUUUCUCUUUUCAAGAGAGGGUGAUCAAGUCUGGCAAUUUACUUUAUGGAGAACUUGGCAGUAUUGCAAAUGUGUUCCCUGGUAAAGAAGGCAACAUCACCCUUGAGAAGAGAUUUGAAAACCGCCUCCACUUGAACAAUGUUACAAGAUACUUCACUCUGUCAGCCCUUCAGAUAGACGAUGCUGGGGUUUAUACUGUUGAGAAUAUAGACGAAGAGAAAAAAACAACAACAUUUGAGCUCACUGUAUACAAUUCUGUUUCCAAACCUCAGGUGACAGAGUGUGACAGCAGCUCCUGUAGUGUGGUGUGUUCUGUGGACAAUGAAAAAGAGGUGACCUUGACCUUGUACAGGGGAGAGGAAAUACUAAACCAGACCAGCAGUCCUGAUCUCAUCACUGAUCUUUCUCUCCAUUUGGAGGUAGAGGUAAAGAACUACAACUCCACCUACAGCUGUGUGGCUUCCAACCCUGUCAGCAAUGAGACAGUUCUUGUCCCAAAAUGUUGCAGUGAAGAUGGUCGUGCUAAUGAUGCAGACAGUGGCGAGAUGACUCUGGGUGUGCUUAUUAUUGCUGUAUUCUGCAUUCUGGUUGCCUCUGGGCUGGUUGGACUUGCAAUCUAUCUAAGGAAGAGUAGAAAUGAACACUCACAAGGCAGGAGGAGCGAACAGCUAUACAAGAACUGAAAUGGCUUAGAGACAACCCUGAACUGACAUCGGUUUACUAUACACUCCAGUUACAUCGCAGCGUUGCCAGCGGGGAUGUUGACACAGCGACUUUCCAUUUUGCUCCUUCAUGCUGAGAGGCCAACAUGAUAACUCAUAUCCUGGAGAGGACGGUAAAUGUCAUAAGGAGGACAUUGAAAUAUUCACUCAGAAAACCUUUUAGAGACAAAAUUGUUAUGGGAGAACAUUCCCCUGGAACUUUUGCACUGAUGUUAUAAUUUCAGGCUUUCUUUGCAGGUCAUUCUGUCAAAUAGGGGGCUCGAUGACAUCCACUGAUAAGGACCAAUUCAAUAGCUAUGCAUUGAGUAAUUAGCAGGAUCAGGAUAAUCUCUCUUUUCAAGUGCCUUUUAUCCCAAAUCCCAAUGUACAGUUUAGGUUCAAACAAAUGGAACCUCUUUUAAUACAAUUCACUAGUGUGUUUGCUAUGUUACUGCUGGGCCAAAGCUUAUUUUUCUGUUCUGUCUGUUCUGUUGUUUAAAAUGUAGGUGCCUCCCCUGUAUCUUUUUAUAGCUGGUCAUUGUUUAGCUUGCCAGUGGAUAGCAGCUGUGUACAUCAUAUAAAAAGAGCAGGCGUUUGAGAUAAAACCACCUACUCCUUAGAAGGUAAGGCUGUUAGGCUUCUUUAGAAACAAAAGGUCCAAAGAUGUGUUUUCCUUUCACCGUGUAUGUUGUAUUGAAACAUUUCUGAGGGGAAGAUUUUCCGUUUUUCUGUUUGAUCUUGAGUGACAUUUUAUCGCUUUUUGCAAAAUUUAGGGCAGGGAUAAAUUGUAGCUUUUAAUUUAGCUCAUUUCCUUUAUGAUGGACCAUUUAUUAAUUGUCCCAAUCUAUGUAGCACAUCAACCCUUAAUUAGAUAUUUGAUGGUGUAGCUACAUUAUUUAUGGCCUGUAUGUGUCCCAUAUAUGCAGUUGAAGUCGGAAGUUUACAUACACUUAGGUUGGAGUCAUUAAAACUUUUUCAACCACUCCACAAAUUUCUUGUUAACAACACGUUCCACGUGU